Molecule: messenger RNA, 6608 nt
Organism: Melanotaenia boesemani (Boeseman's rainbowfish)
Lineage: Eukaryota; Metazoa; Chordata; Actinopteri; Atheriniformes; Melanotaeniidae
Product: synaptic vesicle glycoprotein 2A-like
Exons: 13
Coding region: 322-2535 (737 amino acids)
Biological process (GO): transmembrane transport; chemical synaptic transmission
Cellular component (GO): membrane
Molecular function (GO): transmembrane transporter activity
Source: RefSeq, a predicted model, not a curated record
GACCCCUAGCGCAUCACCAGUGAGUGGAUGGCGUGGGCUUCUCUCCUCCAAACCGCACAGCAUCGUCACUCGCUUCACAGCAACAGCCUCGUACGCAUCAUCUUCAUCCUCCUCCUCCAUCCUCAUCCUCACCAUCUCCAGGCUGAAGAGAGUCGCUCGCAGGAAUUAAGGCAUAAGAAGAGCCUGUUUUUGGCAAGUGAACUGGGCUUCAACUUUUUAAACCUUUGAAUUGUAUCUUGAGCAAACUGAAGCCCCAGUACUUUCAAGGGGCCUCUCAGCUUGACCUUUGACCUUUGUUGCUUCGACUGAAACCUCUUUAAAAUGGAGGACGGCUACCAAAACCGGACUGCCUUCAUAAAAGGUGCCAAAGACAUUGCCAAAGAAGUCAAACGGCAAGCGUCCAAGAAAGUGGGCCGUUCAGUGGAUCGGAUGAGCGAUGAAUACAGCAAGCGAUCCUACAGCCGCUUCGAAGAAGAUGAUGAUGAUGACUAUCCCAUGCAGGGAAACCAGGACGGAGGCUAUUACCGUGGUGACAGCCAGGCAGCCAAUGAUGAUGAGGGUGGCCACAGUGACUCCACAGAAGGUCACGAUGAAGAUGAUGAAAUUUAUGAGGGCGAGUACCAAGGAAUUCCCAGGGCCGAUUCAGGCAAAGGUAGUCUGGCUGGAGGUCCGGGAUCAAUGACAGCUGGAGCCCAACAGUUCAGAGAUAUUGGGGUUUCUGAGGCUGAGAGACGGAAGGACCAGGAGGAGCUGGCUCAACAGUACGAGACCAUCUUACAAGAAUGUGGUCAUGGGAAAUUCCAGUGGAGCUUGUACUUUGUACUGGGGCUGGCACUCAUGGCUGAUGGCGUGGAGAUCUUUGUGGUGGGGUUUGUCCUCCCCAGUGCAGAGAAGGAUAUGUGUUUGUCUGAACCCAACAAGAGCAUGCUUGGUUUGAUUGUAUACUUUGGGAUGAUGGUUGGGGCUUUCCUUUGGGGGGCUCUGGCUGACCGGAUAGGCCGUCGGCAGUCUCUUCUUAUCUCUCUCUCCAUCAACAGCAUCUUCUCCUUCUUCUCCUCCUUUGUCCAGGGUUACAGCACCUUUCUGUUUUGCCGUCUCCUCUCAGGUGUUGGAAUCGGUGGCUCUAUUCCCAUUGUGUUUUCAUACUACUCUGAGUUUCUGGCUCAAGAAAAGCGUGGUGAGCACCUCAGCUGGCUCUGCAUGUUUUGGAUGAUUGGGGGAAUAUAUGCAUCCGCUAUGGCCUGGGCUAUAAUCCCACAUUAUGGAUGGAGUUUCCAGAUGGGCUCGGCAUAUCAGUUCCAUAGCUGGCGUGUGUUUGUGUUAGUGUGUGCGUUUCCGUCUGUUGCUGCCAUUGCUGCCCUCAAUGCCGUGCCUGAGAGCCCACGCUUCUACUUAGAGAAUGGCAAACACGAUGAAGGCUGGAUGAUUCUGAAGCAAGUUCACGACACAAACAUGAGAGCAAAAGGACACCCAGAGCGGGUUUUUUCUGUUACCACAAUCAAGACGGUGAAGCAGAUGGAUGAGUUGGUGGACAUUGGCACAGACACCCCAGUCUGGCAGCGCUACAGACUGAAGAUUAUGAGCAUUUCCCAGCAGAUACGGAAUAACAUUCUCGCCUGCUUCAGCCCGGAGUAUAAACGGACAACCUUCAUGCUCAUGGCUGUUUGGUUCAGCAUGUCUUUCAGUUAUUAUGGCCUGACGGUGUGGUUCCCUGACAUGAUCAAGUACAUCCAGAAGCAGGAAUAUGACUCACGCACUAAGACCUUCACUAAGGAACGAGUGGAGCAUGUCACGUUUAACUUCACCCUGGAAAACCAAAUCCAUCGCCAAGGAUAUUAUUUUAAUGACAAGUUCCUCAACCUGAAGAUGAAGUCCAUGGUGUUUGAAGACUCAGUGUUUGAGGAGUGCUACUUUGAGGACAUCACCUCCACUCACACCUUCUUCAGGAACUGCACUUUCGUUGCAAGUUUGUUUUAUAACACAGAUUUGUUCAAAUACAGGUUUGUCAACUGUAAACUGGUCAACAGCACGUUCCUCCACAACAAAGAAGGCUGCAUACUGGAUUUCAGUGAUGACUUCAACAACGCCUACAUGAUAUAUUUUGUCAACUUUCUUGGCACACUGGCAGUGUUGCCUGGGAACAUUGUGUCGGCUCUAUUAAUGGACAAAAUUGGCCGUUUAAGAAUGCUGGCGGGAUCCAGUGUCAUAUCCUGUGUCAGCUGUUUCUUCCUGAUGUUCGGCAACAGUGAAUCAGGGAUGAUUGCCCUCUUGUGUCUGUUUGGUGGCAUCAGCAUUGCCUCGUGGAACGCCCUGGAUGUAAUCACAGUGGAGCUCUACCCCUCGGAUAAAAGGACCACAGCAUUCGGCUUCCUGAAUGCCCUCUGCAAAUUGGCAGCUGUGCUUGGCAUCAGCAUCUUCCAGUCGUUUGUCGGCAUCACCAAGGCUGUACCCAUCUUAUUUGCCGCCGGUGCGCUUGCUGCAGGCAGUUUCCUUGCAACAAAGUUGCCUGAAACAAGAGGCCAAGUGCUGCAGUAAAGCAGAUGACCAGCAGUGGGCAGCAGAGUACAGCUGAAAUGUGUCUGACAAGUAGAGCCUGAAAAUCCAUGAGAGCUUCAGCACUGCCCGUCUGUCACACAGCAACAGAAUAGACUGCCUACCCCAAUGUAAGCCCAGAAUCCUUUGAAAUGUGGAUUUUCACCAUAAUCAUAAAAAAAGAGCACACAUAUGUAGAAAAAGAUACCUGUACUAUCAUAACACCUGAGCUUAAUUUCAACUGCUCUGUCAGGUAGUGUUAGGAAUACAAUCUUAUAUGGAGGAGUAACUCUUACAAGGUGAUAUGGUUUAAAUGGAAAUGUGUGGUUAGGAUAAAACACGUCUACAGUGAAAAAACAAAAUGGUCAGGUGAAGAGAUGAGGUGAAAAAAAAUCCAUUUCUAGGGGAUUUAGUCCAUGUAUUAGUUCAGUAUGCAGAUAAGGUUGCAGUACUUUUCUUACAGUUUCAGUACUGUCUUACAAUGAUACGUUUUGGUUGGCUGGGACAUUGAUAUUUUUAUUCAUUUACUUUUUAAAAUUUCUUUCAAGAUCUGAAGAUGAACAUGUUUCCUCUAAGAAUGUCCAUGACUCCUUGACCACUGCCUGUUACUGAAGCCAGACCAGCUGAGUGCUGUUAUUUUCUAACCAAAUACUAUGAAAACAUUCCAGAGAGGAUGGAUUUAUUCAGAUGCUCUCGUUAUUUUGUCCUUGCAUAAUUCCGGUCUGUUUAUCGCCUCAACACUCAGACAGGUGAAGAUGCAUUUCACAGGAUUCUCUGUUGUGCAUGGGAAUAGUUGGAUCCAGCUCCUCAGUGUUAAACCAGUGUUUUCCCUCCCUGAUGUGUGGCAAUUUGUUGUUGUUUGUAAGUGGAAUGCAACAGCGUCUGUGGGACGGAUUUCAGCGAAGUGCUCAAUGUGAAAGCAGAGUAGAAUUUAGUUGUGUGAGUGAAUGUGUGUGUGGGCAUGUUUCAAGGGAGCUCACUUUAUUUGAGCUUUGUUGGGCCCACGAUACUGGACCUCAAAAGUUUAAGUUGCUGUUCGAGAGUAAAGAUGUGGAUUUAGGGUCAGCGUAGAGCCCUCGAAUAGACAGGUGUACAAGGAUGUGUGUGAUUGCAUGUGUAUAUGUGUGUGUAUUUAUGUGAGGAAGAGACAAUGUCUGAUUUGUUUAUUUGAAUUUAAUGAUCUCAUGCAAAUGAGCACAGCCACGUAGACCAUAUUUUUCAGUCUGGGGGGAUUUGUUUAUCCAGUAGCAGAGUGUAUGAACAUCUGUAACACAUUUUUCAGCUAAUUACAUUCAAAUGAUACGGAGAGGUCAGUCCUAAACUUGGACUCAGUAGUUUUACCCCCUAAAAUUGUUAAAUAGAGGCCCAUUUUUUAAGCUUAUUUAGAAGAUUUCCAACACACAUCAGCCUUCCUGAACAGAUAAAGAUAACACAUUACAUUCAUAAGCACAAAUCAAACGGGACCAAAAUAAAACAGGAUUUCAUUUUAAGGGCUCCUAUUCAGUCAUUCCUCCCUGUAUUCAUUCCUGGCUUAAAAGUAGUUUUACUGUAUGGUAAAAAGUAUGGUAGUACUCCCUUAUCUACUUCUUAAAUGCUAAAAUACCUGUAGUGACUUAAGAUUGGACAGAAGCUCUCUAAAAGGAAAGAUAGUCAUUAUUUAUACAUAUCACUGUAUCUUGGUAUCAUUUCUCCAAAGGUGUUCAUCAACAUGUGGGCUGACAAUCAGUGAGUGAGUUAACAGGCAGACAGAGUGUGAGAUUUGGACCUGAAACGCCCUCUGGAGUGUAUGGAUUUGUGUGUGUGUGUGUGUUAGUAAUGUUAUGAAGUCAUAAGAGUGCCAUGAAAAGGAAUAAAUCUGUAAAGGAUCACUUUAUAAAAGACUGAGUAAAUAAAUAAAUGGGAAAUGGAAAUCUAAAGGAGUAAAAAUAAUGAAAAAUAUAAAAGCAUUAAUGUUUACAUAUAUUUGUUUAUUUAUGGUAUACACAUUUAUUCAUAUAAUUUUUUUUUUAUUUUUGUGUUAUUUAUUUAUUGUAUUUAUUUAGUUUUAUUCCCUACUUUUAUUCUUAUUGCUGAACCUUUCUGUCAAAUCAUUUAUCGCUAAUAAGAAUCACCAAAGAUAUUUUAAGAGGAUAUUUCAGUUUUGUUUGAUAUCCAAAUACAUGGAUAAAGAUUAUAGAUAUUCAUAUUAUUUAUUUCUCACAACUCUUAUAACAAUAAAACAAUUAGCUAUUCUUUAUUAAUUAAUUUACCCUUGUUUCAUGUUUACUUGUGGUUUUUGUUGUUCUUUUAUAGAUAUAUUACUUUUAUGGUAAUCCUGUGACUGUCAUGGUUAUGCCCUCCCAGACUAAAUAAUAAAAAAACAAAACAAAAAAAAAAGAACAAAAAAAAAACAACAACAAACAAACAAACAAACAAAGAAUACAUAUAUUAGCUUAGCCUAGCAUAAAUUCUAAACAGUGCUGUUCUCCUUUUUUAUGCUAGGCUAGGCUAAGCUAAAGCUGCUGACUGUAGCUUCAUAUUGUUUACAAACAUCAGAUCAAUGUCGACCUUCUUAUUGAAAUUGAGUUUUCCCAAAAGUAUCAAAUUAUUUUUUAGAGUUUUGUUAAAUCUGCAUUAUGAUUUUUGUUCUUUGUGUACAGUCGUUGGUAUUUAAUGAACAAGUUUGUCCUGCCUUCUUCAAACUGGAAAGACUGGGUGUGUGUGUAUGUGUGCAUGUUUAAGCUGACAACACUGACUGUCACAUAUUUUUCUACUCUUUUCUGUUGGAACAUUUAAAUCCCUGUGAUGAAAACAGCUUAGUUAGGGACCACGGUUAUAUUCAAAAGAAACUAACAACAAACUAAUGCAAUAUUUAGUGUGGAAUUUAAUGUUUUGUUCUUUGUAAUAGACCUGGAUGCGCUUAUGGUGAUCCAGUUCAGAUUGAAAACACUCCAAGAUUAGUAGUCACAGAGACAAUGUGUGGUCUGCUCAUAUGUUUAGAAACACGAAAAGCCUACCUUAAAUCCACAAAGAUGACUUCACCCAUCAAGCCUCUGUACCCAACCGAUUGUGACGCAUGUUUGUAUCGUAUUGUCAGACUUUUUGGACGUCCUGUAUGCCAGCCGUUUUUGUCUAAAUCAAGAACUAGUGUUUUCAUUGUUGUAUGAUGACAUAGAUUUGUUGCUUGCAGUGAUUGUUCUUAAUCAGAGUGGGGUUAAAAUCGAUCAAACUUGUACUGAAAGUAAGUUAUUGGUGACCGUGCUUGUUUACCUUGGACCCAGGUAACUUUUAUACAUACAUAUACAUAAUAUAUGCUUGAAUUUAUGAAGAGGAUGUUUGUAAUCCUGCAGUCCAUCUUGUCACACAGGUACAAGAUGGUUAAGGCCGGGAAAAGGCAAUAGUGGUGGGAGCCAAAAAAUGUGCAUAAAUGAUGAAGUUAAAUCUGACACAUCUGCUUGUUUGUGUGAAUCCAUAAAAAAGGGGAAAGUGUAAGCAAUAAUGUGGAGACUUUCCCCAAAGUCUGAGGAAACAGCAAGUCAGUGUAAAACUCCAGAGUGUCACAGUUAAUCAGCUCACGAGAAGAGUACCCUGUCAAACUGAAGCUCCUGUCUAAAAUGUAAAAGUUUACUACUUAAUGUGACUAUGUGUAGAAUUUCCAUUCUAUAAAUAUAUAUAACUGUACAAAUAAACAAAAUGAUUGCUGGUUUACGUUUUAUCUGUAACAAUGGCAGUGAUAUGGGAUAUUGACAAAAUAAAGCAAACACCAGGCUGAAGACUUCCUGUACUGAAAGUGGGCUGUUGAAGGUGUUUUUAUGGCAUGCUUUCUGUUUAGUCAAAUCUUAAGAGCAAACAGAUGAGUCCUGAAUGAAUCCUAAAGAAAAUCGGGCUGAUCCAUGCCAGAAUUUGCAGAAAACUGCAAGAAUCCUUCACUGUAGUUGGGACUGAAGGAGUUUGUUUUCUUUAGUUUGAUCUGUUUAUUAACUGAUACAAGUUCUAAAUGUGAACUCACUUCAAAAUUCAGUGUACUGUGUGUAGAAACUGUAGAUGUUUGUACGUGAACGUAUGGAAUUUGUGGAACAAAAGUUCAAAGAAAAUCA